Molecule: messenger RNA, 4208 nt
Organism: Globicephala melas (long-finned pilot whale)
Lineage: Eukaryota; Metazoa; Chordata; Mammalia; Artiodactyla; Delphinidae
Gene: MRPL51
Product: mitochondrial ribosomal protein L51
Biological process (GO): translation
Cellular component (GO): mitochondrial large ribosomal subunit
Molecular function (GO): structural constituent of ribosome
Source: RefSeq, a predicted model, not a curated record
AAGGCGGGGCCAGGCUGGGUCUCACCCGGAGCUGCCUGCGUAAAGCCCAAGAUGGCUGCGUGCACGUAGUAUCCUUGUGAGCCAGGCGGGGACGGUUCUUGUUCUCUCGUUGAAGGCCACGUCUGGCCCUCCCGCCUGUGCUUGUGAGGUGGGCUGUUGUAGGGGAGAGAUGAGAGCAAUGGCAGGGAGCCUCUCUUGGGUGGCAGGCAGCCUCUCUUGGGUGGCAGGCAGGAGCCUAUGGGGCCAGGUGCCGCUGGCCUGCAGAAGCUUCUCUCUGGGUGUUCCCAGAUUGUUCCAUGUGAGGGUCACCCUCCCGCCCCGCAAAGUGGUUGAUCGUUGGAACGAGAAGAGGGCCAUGUUCGGGGUAUAUGACAACAUCGGGAUCCUGGGAAACUUUGAAAAGCACCCCAAAGAACUGAUCAAGGGCCCCAUAUGGCUUCGAGGCUGGAAGGGGAAUGAAUUGCAGCGUUGUAUCCGAAAGAAGAGAAUGGUUGGAAAUCGGAUGUUCAUUGAUGACCUGCACAACCUGAACAAACGCAUCAGCUAUCUCUACAAAUGCUUUAACCGACGUGGAAAGUACCGGUAGAAGAGAAUGCUUGGAACUGUGGAAGAGGUGUAUCUAUCACCCAAGAGAAAGGGAAAGUACUUUUCCUUAUGAGGAAAGGGAUUUGUAUGCUCUCAGGAAUAAAAUGGGACUUCUUUGAAAUCUGUUAUCCACAUCUUUAUUUUCCUCUAGAUGCUACUUUUACUCAUUCAUGUGACUAGGAAGUGGAACUCAUCCCUAAGUCUUACAGUCUUAGGUUUGGACUUCACCACUUGCCCUUUGCAGUCUAGCCAUACCUAUGGUGUUUAAAAACUAAAAAAUUAUUGUUGGCAUCUGUUGAUGUUUGGCCCUUCAUGUAUUGAAAGUGGUAAUUUUAAACUGCCCCACAGUGCCAUCACGUUAAAUGUAUUUUUUAAAACCCUUCCGCACUGAAAUGAAGUAUAAUAGAAAAAUGAAAUUAUACUUCUGCACUAAUCUUGUCAAAAAAUAUUUAUUGAGUACCUUUUCUGAGCUGAGAACUGUAGAAAAGCCAAAAUGUAAUAUAUCCUCCCCCCAUGCUUUUCUAGUUAUGUGUAUAAAGUUAUAGUCUCACAUGUACACUUUAAUAUGAGGCAUUAAGCACCAUAUGAGUGGUUUGCUUGAGUGGUUCCUAAGCCUGAUUGAUCAUCAGAAUCUCUGGGUAGUUUAAUAAUUUCGAAAGUCUAGUCCCUGCCCCCAAAGAUUUGUGAUCUGUAGAGCUGAGCUGAGUCUUGUGGGUCUAUGUGGGUGGGUUUUUUUUUUUUUUAAUAAUUUUUAAAAAAUGUAUCCAUCCAUAUAGGACAUAUGGACAUCCAUAUAGGAUAUAUAGACAUUUCAAAUUAAGAGUAAUCAGGGACUUCCCUGGUGGCACAGUGGUUAAGAAUCCACCUGCCAAUACAGGGGACACAGGUUCGAGUCCUGGUCUGGGAGGAUCCCACAUGCUGUGGAGCAGCUAAGCCUGUGCACCACAACUACUGAGCCUGCGCUUUAGAGCCCGCGGACCACAACUACUGAAGCCCGCGUGCCUAGAGCCCCUGCUCCGCAACAAGAGAAGCCACCACAACGGGAAGCCUGCACGCUGCAACAAAGAGUAGCCCCCACUUGCCAUAACUAGAGAAAGCCUGCGCGGCAACAAAGACUGAACGCAGCCAAAAAAAAAAGAGUAAUGAGAGGAAAAGUUUUCUCACAGCUUGCUUUUUGUGCUCCUUGAGGCAACCACUCUUAUGAGAUUCUUUUUAAUCUUUCUGGAUAUAUACUGUGCAUGUACAAGCUUAUAUUAUCUAUCUGUCUUCUUUAUAAAAAAAAGUAGGAUUCCAUGCACACUAAGUUACAUUUUCACUUAAUGUAACUUAGGUAUGGUUUUAUAUCCUCACGUUAUAUACCAUAAUGAUUUAACCAGUUCCAUUUUGAUAGACAUUUAGAUUGUUUCCAGGCUUUUGCUUUUGCUUUUUCAAAGUAUGACUCCUCUAAUUUUAAAAGCCAGGUGAUUUUAAUUAGCUGUGUUUGGAAGCCACUGAUGUGGGUGAUAAAUAACCUAGAUAAGAGAAUGUGUUUGGCCUAAUCAGAAGAGGCUUCAUAGAAGAGGUUGGAUUUCAGUAAGCAGAGAAAGAAGUAGAACAUUUCAAGUGGGGAAGAGAAGAGUGAUCCGUGGUGCAUGGUGAGGGAAUAUAGAAUGUGUUGGGAGAUGGCUGGGUAGGUCUAGCUAUAAUGACACUGUCUGCUUUUUCAUCUUUUAAUAAUUUGCUUGGCCAUAAAUCAAGUUAAAUAAGUUUGACAUUACUCAACUGAGAGGAGAAAAAUGUUGCUACAAUUUUAGAAUUGUGUAUUGAUUAGAGUUAAAUUCAGUGUCUCCAGAGCCUAGUCUAUGUAAGGCUCUCAAUAAAUAUUUGCAGAGUGAAGUAGGGAAAGUAUUUGAGGGGCUUCCCUGGUGGUCUAGUGGUUAAGACUCUGUGGUCCCAAUGCAAGGGGCACAGAUUCGAUCCCUGGUAGGGGAACUGAGAUCCCGCAUGCCACAAGGCAUGGCAAAAAAAAAAAAAAAAAAAGAAAUGGGCAAAAGGAAAGUAUUUGACAUAUUACUUUUAAAGAAAUCUUUUAUGUGGGUUAAAAUUGCUAUUUGUGUUUCUUGGGAGGGUUUUUUAGGUUGAUUAUGAGUCUCUAGUAUAGUGUAGACUGUCGAUUAAAAACAUGUCCUUUGGAGUCAGACAGGUCUGGGUUUAAACUCAAGCUAUACCACUCUAUUUGACCCUAGGCAAAGUAGGUAAUUUCUGAGCCUUAGUUUUUUUUAGCCUGUCAAUUAAGAACAAUACAAUACUUUCCUCAUAGGGUUAUGUGAAGAAUAAAUGAAAUUAUGCAUGUAAAACAGUACAAAGUUUGGCAAUGUAAAUGCUAAUGACACUCUUCUGGAGUGUGUGUAGUUGCCAAGAAUUAGAAAAACCUGAAGAAAUGAAUGGAAAUAGGUUUUUUAAAUUAACUUUUCAAUAAAAGUAUUGCAAACUAAAGAAAGUGAAUUAGUUAUAGAUAUAAACUGAGAUUUGAAGGUAAACGAAUUAGGGUGAUUAGGUCUCUUAUUUGAUCCAAAUCCUUUAAAAGUAUCAGUUUCGAUUAUCUAUUGUUACAUAAUACUCCAUCCCCAAACUUAGUGACUGAAAACAACAAAUUAUGAACUCAUAUUCUCUGGGUUAUCUGGGCUCAGCAGGGUGGUUAUGCUCCAUUUGGUGUUGGCGAGGGUCAACCAUGUGGUUGCAUUCAGCUGGGAGCUUGGUUGAAGCAAGAAUGUACAAGAUGUCUUCACUCACACGUCUGGUGCCUCAGUUGGAGUGGCAGAGAUUUUUUUCCACGUGAUUUCAUUAUUCAGUAGUCUAGCUAACCUAAACUUCUUUACAUGGAGGCUUGACUCCAGAGGGCAAAAAUGGAAGUUGCAAGGUUUGAUAGACACAGGCCAAGGAGUGACAUGUUGUCACUUGUGCUGCAUUCUACCAGUCAAAGUAAGUCACAGGCCAGUGCAGAUUCAAGGCUAUGUGGAAAUGCACUCCAUUUUUGGAUCAGAGAAUGUGCAUGCAAUUACAGGGAUGUGAGGAAGUGUCCACAGACAUAUUUGCAGGCAAUCUACCUCAGUAACAUUUUGUGUCUUUGUUGGGACUUUAUCUUUUGGAAGGCUCAAUAGAAGUGAAGCUAAUUAAGUACAUGUUAGAUUAACUGAAAAGUAGAUUUUGGAGAAGUGGAUUGAUGGGUAUACAUGACCAUACAUUAUGAUCCUGGGUCUCAUGUAAAUGUAUAUAUGAGAGUGUCAGGACUCAAAGGGAGUGAAUUUUUAAAGGGAUGGCUGGAGAGGAGCUGGAUAUGAGAAUGGAGAGGUUGGUGUGAAGUAUGAGUGGCUCUGGGAUACUUUACAUGAUUUGGUGGGACUGGAGAAGAGAAAAUCAAAUAUUUGAGAUUCUGCUAAGUACAAGGUGCCCCAAAGAAUACGACUACAUGUUUUAGUAGGAUGUGUGGUUCUUGGUAAAGAGGAAAAUGAUCAUUUAAUUCAACGAGCAUUGAAUCUUCCUGCUGUGAAGAUUUAUAAGAUCAUGUUUUCAAGGACAGAACAAUCUUGGUUUUGGUGUGAAACAGUGUGUAAUAUUUUUAUUCAAUAAACACUGAACCAUUA